CCAUUCCUUCAUUUGAAUUGUGGAUAUAUCUACUUGCAUCUGUUAGGCAUCUUAAAUUAAUUCAUCCUUUUCUCAAGCUAUCUCAUCUGCCAUCAAUGGCCUCUUCAAGCUGUCUCAAGCCAACUUCUUCUCUCAAAUUCCCCAACCUAAAAUCCAACUCAUCAUUUUUUCAGUCACCAAAACAACUGGGUUUUGUUCACUCACAUGCCUUUUCAAUCCAAAAGUUGAAACUCUCCACAUCUCAUCAGGAAUAUUGUUUCUCAUCAAGAAGAAGCUCCAAGAGCAUUGCCACUACAGCUUUCUCCUUCAACAAACCUAAGUUCUCACCAGAAUCUCGAGAGCCAACGAAAGUUCAAGAACUAAAUGUGUAUGAAAUCAACGAGCGAGAUAGAGACAGCCCAGCAGUCCUAAAACUGAGUAAAAAACCAGAAUCAUCUCUGGGUGACCUAGUGCCCUUCACCAACAAGCUCUACUCUGGAGACUUAAAGAAGAGAUUAGGUAUUACUGCUGGUCUAUGUGUGCUUAUCCAGCACGUGGCAGAAAAGAAAGGUGAUAGAUACGAAGCAACAUACAGCUUCUACUUGGGUGAUUAUGGGCACAUAUCUGUGCAAGGAGCAUAUCUAACGUAUGAGGAUACGUAUUUGGCAGUGACUGGUGGGUCUGGGAUCUUUGAAGGAGUAUAUGGACAGGUGAAGCUAAAGCAAAUAGUAUUUCCUUUCAAGCUUUUUUAUACUUUCUAUUUGAAGGGGAUACCUGAUUUGCCUGCUGAGCUUUUGGGAAAGCCUGUGACCCCUUCGCCAACCGUUGAACCUGCUCCGGCUGCCAAGGCCACUUUGUCUUCUGGGACUAUUCCUCACUUCACCAAUUGAUGCUCUUUAUCACGAGCUCUACCAGGACCAUUCCUCACUCCACCAAUUGAUGCUCUUUUUCACGAGCUCUACUCUGGCUUCCGUUAUUAUUAUUAUUAUUAUCUUUGUUAUAAUUGGUUUCUAUCGGACUCUGAAGUCCAAACCUCAUAAUCCUAAACACCUUAUUCUCAAA
This is a messenger RNA of Hevea brasiliensis (rubber tree), 1041 nucleotides long. RefSeq names its product allene oxide cyclase, chloroplastic. Lineage: Eukaryota; Viridiplantae; Streptophyta; Magnoliopsida; Malpighiales; Euphorbiaceae. The transcript has 2 exons. Gene Ontology annotation, molecular function: allene-oxide cyclase activity. The record is from RefSeq and is a predicted model, not a curated record. The coding region runs from base 96 to 869 and encodes 257 amino acids. Gene Ontology annotation, biological process: jasmonic acid biosynthetic process.